GCAUACGACAGAUUGAUGAUAUGGAGCAGCGCAUGCAAGAUUUUGAUGCUAUGGAGCAGCGCAUGCGACAUUUUGAGGCCUUCAUGUCCUCUACAGGAUUAUCGUUCGUAUGCCCUGGUGCUCAGCAGUCUUCACCUGCACACGUCGGUAGUACGUCAUCUGUUAGUAGUGCGCCUGCAGGUAAUGCGACAACGGUUGGUCCGUUGUCGCCUUCUGGACAAUUGCUGAGCCAACAAUCCCCUCUCGGGACUCCUUCGCCCGUUACACCAUCUCUUGCGGGACAAUCGACAGUUGGCGAGCUCACGCCCGGGACUACACCUCGUGAUCCGCAGAGACGUCCUCCAGAUUUGUAGAUAUUUUGUGUAUUUUUUUUUUUUUUUUUAGUACCGAAUAACUUUAUUAAAUUAAGAAUCUCAAAUUUGUUGAUAUUGUUGUGUAAGUAGUUAUAUAUAGUAAUGAAUAUAUUUA
Alnus glutinosa is the source of this 468-nucleotide messenger RNA. RefSeq lists its product as uncharacterized. The record is from RefSeq and is a predicted model, not a curated record. The transcript is spliced from 2 exons. The coding region runs from base 21 to 353 and encodes 110 amino acids. NCBI's taxonomy places the organism in Eukaryota, Viridiplantae, Streptophyta, Magnoliopsida, Fagales, Betulaceae.